Messenger RNA from Calidris pugnax (ruff), 3811 nucleotides. RefSeq names its product ER lipid raft associated 2 (gene ERLIN2). Gene Ontology annotation, biological process: SREBP signaling pathway. The coding region runs from base 36 to 1064 and encodes 342 amino acids. Gene Ontology annotation, molecular function: cholesterol binding; ubiquitin protein ligase binding. NCBI's taxonomy places the organism in Eukaryota, Metazoa, Chordata, Aves, Charadriiformes, Scolopacidae. The transcript is spliced from 11 exons. The record is from RefSeq and is a predicted model, not a curated record. Gene Ontology annotation, cellular component: endoplasmic reticulum membrane; endoplasmic reticulum.
GGGAAAGGCGCCGCCGCCGCCGCCGAGCGCCGGGCAUGGCCCAGCUGGGCGCCAUCGCGGCGCUCUCCCUCAGCUUCCUGGCCGCCGCCUUCCUCUCCGCCAUCCACAAGAUCGAGGAGGGACACAUCGGCGUCUACUACCGCGGCGGGGCCUUGCUGACCUCCACCAGCGGGCCCGGCUUCCACCUUAUGCUGCCCUUCAUCACGUCCUACAAGUCGGUGCAGACCACGCUGCAGACGGAUGAGGUGAAAAAUGUCCCCUGUGGCACCAGCGGAGGAGUGAUGAUUUAUUUUGACAGGAUCGAGGUGGUGAAUUUCCUCAUCCAGAGCGCAGUAUAUGACAUAGUGAAGAACUACACCGCGGACUACGACAAAGCUCUCAUCUUCAACAAGAUUCACCAUGAGCUGAACCAGUUCUGCAGCGUCCACACACUGCAGGAGGUCUACAUCGAGCUGUUUGAUCAGAUUGAUGAAAACCUUAAGCUGGCCUUGCAGCAAGACCUGACUACAAUGGCCCCUGGAUUAAUUAUACAGGCAGUUCGAGUUACAAAGCCCAACAUCCCUGAAACAAUCCGGAGGAAUUAUGAGCUCAUGGAGAGCGAGAAGACAAAGCUGCUGAUUGCAGCACAGAAGCAGAAGGUGGUGGAGAAGGAAGCAGAGACAGAAAGGAAGAAAGCCCUCAUCGAGGCAGAAAAGGUUGCACAAGUUGCCGAAAUAACUUAUGGACAGAAAGUGAUGGAAAAGGAAACAGAGAAGCGAAUUUCAGAGAUUGAAGAUGCUGCAUUUCUUGCGAGAGAGAAGGCGAGAGCUGAUGCCGAAUGCUACACAGCUAUGAAGGUGGCUGAGGCUAACAAGCUGAAGUUAACUCCCGAGUACUUGCAGCUGAUGAAAUACAAGGCUAUCGCAGCGAACAGCAAGAUAUAUUUUGGCAAAGAUAUUCCCAACAUGUUCAUGGACUAUGCAGGAAGCCAGACCAAAUUUGCAGAGGGACUGGCAGAAGGAAUCCAAGAAGAGGACGGGGCGGGAACCAGUGAGGACGCAAAACUGCUUCAUAAUGUCAACUGAAAAGAAAGAUUUCUAUUCGUUUUAUAUCAGAAGAAACAGAACUGGGAAGUUCCUUUUUGUUUUCCCCCUUUCCUGUACUGAAAGAGACGAAUCAGACUUAUUCCUUUGAAUCUUUUGUAUGACAAUUAGACACAAAGACUUUGGUAUUUAUGGGGUGUUUUUUUCUGGUAACUUCUAAGCAGCCAGCUCCAAGCGUGUCCUCUAGGUGCACCUCUCCCUGCUCUUGGACAUAAAGACCAAAUUAUCAUGGAGAGGGCAGCUAGAGUAUCUGUUUGGCAGCCAGCUUAGAUGAGUACUUAAUUUUGGAUUUAGGUGGUUUGUAGCAGUGGGAAGAAAAGAAAUUUUGAGGUUUUGGAGAGAGAGAAGUUGCUGCUACAACUUGUUUUGGCUUUUUUUUUUUUUUUUUCUUGUUGGAAAUUUCAAGUACUUUAUUUCAAACCCCUUUAAAAAAAAUAGAAAAAAAGGUGCUAGACUUUUGUACACUACACGUGGCUGCUUGAAGGCCCCGACCUGGUCCAAACGGCCGGCGGUGGCCCGUUGUGUGGGGCGCUGGGAGGGUGUAAGGGCCCGUGUGUGGGCUCUGUGCCCACCCCCAGCACGGGCUGCAUCAAAUGCACCAAAACUACCUUCAACCCAAGGUCUGAGCCGACGUGUUUGGCUUCAGUGGGGCAGCCGAGACCCCCCUGGUGCACGGUGAGGUACAGGAGCUCAGCUGAAAUCCCACAGGUUUCCUAGUUCCCUUGGGGGGGGUUGAUCUGAGCCUUAGACCACGUGUCACGCAGGUAGUGGCCCAAACUCUUCAUUUUCUGCAUUUUAACACUGCUUUGUUUUCCAUGUGUCAUAUUUUGGGGAGGGCAAAAGGGGGGGAAUGUGUUUUUGAGGCCUUUCCCAGCAGUUCAGCUGCGAAGGGAGGGCUGGGCUGGUGGGGACAGUCCUGCCAGUGGGUAAGGGGAGCUGAUUUUUGUGAAACCAGGCUGCGAGCACGGUACUUCUCACCGACAUCGUAGUUAGAAAAACUAGGGAGAAAAAGAAAUUUUUGUCUCAGGGACCCUGACUUAGCAAAAGGCCUUGCUGGCGAGUAACGGCUCGAGUGACCGGUCCCGCGGUCGUUCCAGCAGGUUACUUGCCCCUGCGAGACCAGCUGAUUUCAGUGUUUACAGUGUCUUACUAGAAAGAGGACAUUCAGGUGUACUGAAAGGAACAGAACAGAGUUACUGUUGGAUUUGGAUUUUUUUUUUUUUUUUCUGAGUAGACCUCGGGAAAGGAAGAUUUCCUGGUAGCAAAGGACAUAAAACAUCAUACUGAAAAGUCACAGGGUGAAGAAAAGACUCUGGACUGUCCAAAGAUAAAUUUUCUUUUUUUUUUUUUCCUUUACUCAGAACAGUGCUAUAUUAUGUACCUUUCCUUUCAGAAAACUUUGCAUACCAGAUGCAAAGAGGUAAUAGGGUUUUGUUUUGCACACAUGCAAAACUUGAGGGGGUGUUAAAGACAAAAGUUCAGGCCUAGAGAGAACAUGGGGUUUUUUUUCUCUCCCUAAUCCAUCUGCUGCUUGGCAGAAGAGCCUGUUUAUUAAUUGCUGGUACAAUUUGUGGCCAAUGUACCAGUAUGAGAUGAUGCCAGUGUGAGUGUGAACUUAGUUGUCAGGGACCAGCCUAUUGAAAUUUACAAUCUCGUGCCCUGAACGCUUGCUGCCUACUGCACUUGGUGUCACUCCUCAGUGUUUUAAAUACGCAUUAGUCUUUUUAAUAAGGCAGUCACACUAAGAGAGAAAUCUGAUGGAUUUCAGCUGCUGGUUCCAGUAUUUUUUACUUUGGUUUUCUUUUCCCUGUUAGGGGAGUGACUGUUCACGCAUGAAAAUGCAAAAUAAAAGAUAAAAGUCAGUUUCUGCUGGAGAGAAGUCCCAUCUCCUGUGUGAUGUCUUUGUAUUUGUUGGAAAAUAGGAGCCGAGGGAAGUUCCAUCUCCAGGCGUAUGCGCUACAUGAGACACAGUGCUCAAAAAAUUGCAUUAAUAGGUAGGCUGUAACAUUUACUGACUUCUAUAAAUGGGUCUCUGCAGGAAGAUUCUCAACGGGAGUAGCAGAAACUGAGGAAUGAGGUAAUAGUAUCUAAACCUUUGAGGAUGACCUCAUUUGGGAUUGUUCUAUGUUCAUGUUAGAGAAUUCCACUAGUAACUAAACUCCAGGUUUUACGCAAGUAUUUUUCAGUAAUGAAGAGAGACAGAUAAACCAAAAUGGUAUUAUGAAGUAAUUUUUUGUAUGACCUCAUGGUAAGACAGUAGUUUGGAAUUUAUAGUUCUUAAUGAUUUUUUUAAUUGAAAACAUUACUGCUAAAGUAUUAUUGGAAUUUAAAUUGUAAUAACAGUAAAAAAGCAAAAACAAAGUUGCAAUGGUACCAGCCUUCACAAGCCAAAAUCCAGUGUUGCUUUUCAUUCAAGUUUCUUCAUUAUAUGUAUAAUUUCCUUAAUUUUCCAGAGUAGAUCUGUCACUACCUGUAAAUCUUUAUUCGAUCUAUCUCUUUAACUGGCAUUUUGUCCUAAUUUCUAUAAUCUGAAAUCUUGAAGAUCUGAAUCUUAAAACCACUCCGUGUAACAAACAAACCAGAGGUUUGUGGCACUGCUGAUCCCUGAGAAUUGCUGGUGGGAGCAUGGGAAUGCUUUACCGGUACAGUCUUUGAUCAUCUUAUGUAUUGAAUUAAAAGCCUUUUUAUUUUGGUAUUUGCUAUGACAAUAAAAUGGCCUUCAGUUUUAA